Molecule: messenger RNA, 702 nt
Organism: Trichogramma pretiosum
Lineage: Eukaryota; Metazoa; Arthropoda; Insecta; Hymenoptera; Trichogrammatidae
Product: zinc finger protein 35-like
Exons: 3
Coding region: 331-702 (123 amino acids)
Source: RefSeq, a predicted model, not a curated record
GAAGUAAAUCAAAUUUGGUGAAGCACCAAAAGACGGUACACGAAGUUCACAAAGAUUUUGCAUGCGACAGAUGCAAGCAAAUAUUUGGACUAAAAAUGUCAUUGAUCAGACACCAACAAGCAGUCCACGAAGGUUGCAAAGAUUAUGCAUGCGAAAAGUGCGAGAAGAAAUUCGGACAAAAAUCAGAUUUGUUGAAGCACCAAAAGACGGUCCACGAAGGCCAAAAAGAUUAUCCAUGCGACAAGUGUGAUAAGAAAUUUGGACAAAAGAUACAUUUGACCAGACACAAAAAAAACGUUCAUAAUACACGUGGCACAAAUUUGUGAAGCAAUGAUGAUUGAAAAGUACGACAAAAAAUACGUUUGUAAUAUUUGUCAGGAGUCAUUUACACAAGAAUCUAGUAUGAUAACACAUAGAGACACAAUUCACGAUAAUCAGAAAAAUUACGAAUGUGACAAGUGUGAACAAAAAUUCGAGUUCCGAAGUCACUUGAGUAGACACCAAGUAUCAAAACACAAAAGCCACAAAAAUUUUCCAUGUGACAAUUGCGAGAAGAAAUUUUUGAAAAAAUCGAGUUUGCUUACGCACCAAAAAUUAGUUCACAAAGAUCACGAAGAUUUCUCAUUUGAUUGCUCGCCAUACCUGGCUGUAUGGACCAGAAUACAAGCAGUGAUCAUGGUAUUACUAAUAAGUGUAAAGUAA